CUAAAUAGUCUUUUGCUCUCUAUUCUAUUCUUCAAACUUCCGCUAUUUCCAGUCGAACACCAGGAAAGAAACAAAGAGCGUCAGUGAACGCGUUUGUUGCUCAUAUGCUGCACCGAAGACAGGUCAACAACUCUUGCGAUUCAUGCAUAUUCUACAUGUGUGACUCUUACAGUUCAUCGUUUCAGCCUGAUGACGCUCAAACCCCGUGAAAGCAUGCGAAGAUGAAGUGUACAAUAAGCACUUGUGUCCUGUAGUAUGGAGUAAAGUCUCAGUUCGUUCACUGGUUUAUUACCCCUGGAGUUUGCCCCGCUAGAUGGUUCCAGGUGCCGCCCCUUUCCUGCACCAUGAUGGACAACGAUCGCUCAGAGAAAUCUCUUCCAUUCUGGCCUUUUCCCAGCUUCAGGAUGCGGCAGGAGCAGGUGACAUUGGCUCGGAGCGAGAGUUCACCUGGAGAGCCUGUCCUGAAGAUCACCAUCACAGAGACGACGGUGAUUGAAGCUGACUCUGGUGUGUGGAGCUCUCGGGCGCUGGUGUUCCUGGUGCUGUGGUACUUCUUCAGUUUCUGCACGCUCUUCCUCAACAAAUACAUCCUCUCUUUGCUGGAGGGGGAGCCGAGCAUGCUGGGUGCUGUUCAGAUGCUGUCCACCACUGUCAUCGGCUCUGUUAAAAUGUUCGUGCCUUGCCCGCUGUACCAGCACAAAUCCCGCACUGAAUAUCCGGCCAACUUCCUCAUAAUCAUGCUGUUCGUGGGACUGAUGAGGUUUACGACUGUGGUGUUGGGUUUGGUCAGUCUGAAGAAUAUAGCAGUAUCAUUCGCUGAGACGGUGAAAAGCUCUGCGCCCAUCUUCACUGUAAUCAUGUCACGACUCAUACUGGGAGAAUAUACAGGUUUCUGGGUGAAUUUGUCUCUGAUUCCUGUAAUGGCAGGUCUAGCUCUCUGUACAGCCACUGAAAUCAGCUUCAACAUGCUGGGCUUCUCCGCAGCCCUCUCCACCAACAUCAUGGACUGUUUACAGAACGUGUUCUCUAAGAAACUCUUGAGUGGGGACAAAUAUAAAUUCAGUCCUCCGGAGCUUCAGUUCUACACCAGUGCUGCUGCUGUGGUCAUGCUCAUUCCUGCCUGGAUCUUCCUCAUGGACAUACCUGGGCUUGGAAAGAGUGAGCAAAACUUCAAGCUGUCUCAGGAUGUUGUGUUGCUGCUGUUGUUUGAUGGCGCCCUGUUCCACUUACAGAGCGUCACUGCGUAUGCACUCAUGGGCCGCAUCUCUCCUGUCACAUUCAGUGUUGCGAGCACAGUGAAACAUGCUCUGUCCAUCUGGCUGAGCAUCAUUGUGUUCAGUAACCCCAUCACGGCCGUGUCUGCGGUGGGGACCGUCAUGGUGUUUGUGGGCGUUCUGCUAUAUAACAAGGCGAAACGGAUGCAGAGAGAUGCUCUCAUGCAGUCAGCCGAAUACGAGCAGAAACCCCUGAUCCAGGAUGAUGUCACGUCUACCAGAUAAACUGAGGAGACAGUCAUGUUCCUUAAAACUGAAUGAGGGAUAGAAAUGCAGAUGCUGAAGAAGCAUAAGGACGUCUUGAUCCUGGUUUGAAAUGUAACUGCAUUUGUUUGAAAAUGAUCUCAAAGGUGGUGAAAAAGAAAAUGCAAAACUGUGGUAUUAAACAUUCGUUUGGGUUUCAAGCGAUGCCUUUAAAUGUUUUUUUUUUGGGGGGGGAUCCACUAAUUCUCUGUUUUUUUAAAGUGAAAAUAUUGUCUGGUGAAAACCAAGAGUCUGUCGAGCAAUGUGAGAAAGUGUUGUGUAUAUAUAAUAUGGCACUUUUAUACAGUAUUUGAGGCUAAAUAUGAACAAAGACAUUUUUCACCCCCAAAUUAAGAAAUGAUGAAUAUAUUUUGCUUAAAAGAGACUAAGCCUAUAUUUAGGACUAUUAAGAUCGUUUUUGCAUUAUGACAAGUGGAUUUUCAUUACCCUUAUAAUGCAUCUCAUUCUUAUUCAUACAGUUAUGAAAAUCAUCUUGUAUGGCCAUGUCAGCAUAAAUUAAAUUCAGCACAACAAAUGCUACCAUGAUGUGUACUUUGUUAUACUUUACAAGUGGAUUUUAAAAAUCUUUUAAUAAAAUAUUAUUUUGUGUUCAGUUAUGAGAAAUGUGCUUAAUUGUUUUGUCACAAUGCAAAAAAACUAAAAAAAAAAAUGAAAUGGUUCUAAAAGUAGGCUUCAUUGUCUUAAUGUCAUUGUUUUUUUUCUUUUGUUUUUGGGAUGAAAUAUGACUAAUCAUAUAUGAAAUAUGUUUUUUAGUAUACAGUACAUCUUGCAAAGUUCUUUUGAAAAAAGAUGUUUUGGCAGCAUGUCACCAUCUUUAUUGAGUUAUAUUUUAUGCCCUCACAUUCCAUCAUCUUCUUGACGAGGCAAAAGCUAUACUUUUUGUUCUCUUGUACAAUCCUGCGUGACAGAACUUUAUGCAUUCCAAAUGCAACGAUUGUAGCAAACCACAAUCUUUGUCCACAAAACAAUCAUGAUUUACUGUAGCCACAAGGACUGUUGCAGAAACUGAUUGAUUUGGCAUGAAUAUAUAUGUUUUCUCAUUGUUUUCCAUUUUUAUUGCUCAAGCGUCGUCACUUAUUUUGUCAUGUACUUUUCUGAAAUUAAGAUUAUGUCCAGAGUACCCAAUUGUCUCCAGAUAUGCAUGUAAACUUUCACAGAUUUUUGAUUGUUUUUUCAUUUAGUAGUGAGAAUGUCUUUGAAAGGUUACCUGAAACUGAUCAAAUAAGCUAAUCUUGUUUGUCUAAAGCAAUGUUUAAAUAUUGGUCCAUAAAGAUCUACCGAUCAGCUGUGGUGGGUUGUGCGUGGGAAGUAAUUUUAAUAAUGUAAAUUAACCACUAAAUGUAAUUAUCGGUAUAAUUUGGUCUGAAAGUGUGCAUCAAAGGAACAUAUUUUCAUUUUAAAUGAAUUCUGCAUUUCUCUAUUAAAUGUAUAAAGUGCAGCAUAAUCCUGUGCAUUUCCAUGUGUUUCGCUUAAAAAAACUAAAA
Molecule: messenger RNA, 3022 nt
Organism: Myxocyprinus asiaticus (Chinese sucker)
Lineage: Eukaryota; Metazoa; Chordata; Actinopteri; Cypriniformes; Catostomidae
Product: solute carrier family 35 member E2A-like
Exons: 9
Coding region: 345-1499 (384 amino acids)
Cellular component (GO): Golgi apparatus
Molecular function (GO): antiporter activity
Source: RefSeq, a predicted model, not a curated record